UGGUUAAAACCCCUUCAACAUUUACAGGGCUUUAAACUUGCAGACAUGCAGACUACAGUAAUAGCAGAAAAGCAGUGUUUUGACUGGCAUAUCAAAUAAGGGGAGAAGGAAAUUCUCAGUUAUUUUUUUCCAGAGGAAAAGAGAUUGUGAGUACUCUGGAACAUGGAACCAGAUUACUAUCCUCCUGCACGUAUAGGAAAGAAAAAAGAUAUGUAUAUGUUUCUAGCUCUUCAUAUGGAGAAAUCUCCAGCAUGUAAUAAUGCACCUGAAAAGUUCAAUAAAACUGGUAUUGUGGUAUGUGAGGCAGACAAAAUACACAGAGUGAUGGCAAUGGGCUGCUCCACACAAAACCUACAUGCUGUGCAACAAAUCGUCCUGAAUGUUCCCCGUUCGUUAAGUAACUGCACUGUGUAUUUGUCCAGGAAACCUUGUUCUAUGUGUGCUACUUUUCUCAUUCAAGGAUCAGUUGCUUCAGUCUAUUACUGGCCAUUUUCUCCUGAAAUAAAGGGCGAAAAAAAAGAAGUCGAGGAAGAUCUCAAGCAAGUAGACCAAAUGUUUCUAAGAAGUCAUAUAAGUAGCAGUGUUUUUUUGCCGGAUGUAGAUUCUGACAUGGUGAAGUCUAAGAUUUCACGACGCAUCAGAAGACAGCAGUGUCCAAAAUGCAAGCUUACCUAUACUGACACUGUGCCAGAAGACAUGGAAGAUAUUUGUUCAUUGUUGAAUAUGAAGGGCCAUGCAAAUGCAUGUAAAGUGCAGAUGUACCAUGCAUUGCGUUCUCUUGAUUACUUGCUGCACUGCUCUCAUGGGAAGUUUGAAAUAAAAGAUACUGAUGUGGAAGAAAGGCACACUCACGCAUUACAGCUUUGUUAUCUUCUAGCUGCCAGAUCUGAUGAUCCAAAUCAAGGUGUUGGAUGCAUAUUAUACAGUCAGAAUGGAUACUUUUUUGGUGUAGGUUAUAAUGGAUACCCUAUUGGUGCAAAAUACGGAAACCUGCCUCGUCGGGGGAGAAUCAACAAAAAUAAGCAAGGAACUGCAAAAAAGCCAUUCCUUGUCCAUGCUGAAGUAAAUGCUCUCCUAUUCAGAAGUAAAAAAAAAAUAGAAGAGAAUGAUGUUCUUUACUGCAGCAAACCUCCAUGCCUUGAAUGUCAAAACUACAUCGAGUGUGUCGGCAUAAAGAAUAUUGUUUCUGUACAUGAAUCAUCAAAGCCAACAUCAAACCAAGAAAGCAUCCUAGAGUCUUUAAAGAAGAAAUUCACAUAUAAUCAGUGGGAACCCCUACAUAUGGAAAGUGAAGCUUCUGUAUCCAGUAAACCACAGGAGGAUUCAGAGGAAAAACAUGGAGAAGAUUUCAAAAGAGAGAGUGAUAAAGGUCCUCCUGAUCGUCUGCAGGAAAAAGAAGAUUUGUGCAUCUUCUUAGCACUUCAUAUGGAAAAUUCACCAAAUUGUAAAAUUCUGGGAGGGAAUGAUGGGGAUAGUCAACCAAACACAGGAGGGAAUGAUGGGGAUAAUCAACCAAACACAGGAGGGAAUGAUGGGGAUAAUCAACCAAACACAGCAAUUUUUUGCAAAACUGGGAUUGUCAUCUGUGAAGCAGAAAAACCAAAAAGGAUUAUCACAAUGGACUGCUCCACCACGGAGUUGCAUGCUGUACCAAAAGCAUUGUUAAGACUUCCAAAUGCAGUGAGAGGCUGUGAAGUUUAUCUCUCUCGAAUGCCUUGCCUCAGUUGUGCAAAAUUUUUGGUUCAAGCACAAGUCUCCAAAGUGUCCUACUGGCCUAAUCUUGAAAUGCAAAUCACAGAAACAAGUAUGAAUCAACUUGAAGUGGAAACAAAACAGGUUGAUGGCAUCUUUAGAGAAAGCUAUAUCACUGCAGAAAUCUACAUACCAAUUCUAGAUUAUAAAACAGUGGAUAAGAAGAUUUUUCCAAAGACUGGAUCACCUGACUAUCAUAUGACACUUGCUCCAAUUAAUUCCAUAUUUGACCAGAAAGCAUCACGUAAACUUCUGGAAAUACUUAACCUGCAGCAUGUUAAAAAAGAGAAUCAAUUCACAAAAUCAUAUAAAGAACAGAUUAAAAAUGCACAGAAAUGCUUUCAGAAAUUGGCAAGUGGUAUUGAUAAUCAGAUAACUGAAAAAAAUGUUGAAAAAUCAGUACAUAUCAUUACACACAAAAAUUCUGAAUAUAUUCAUCCAUUACAGCUCUGUUACUUACUAGCAGCAAGAAAUGAUAGUUAUAAUACUGGAGUGGGAACACUGAUAUACCAUAAAGACAUCAUUGUUGCUGUUGGCUACAAUGGAUAUCCAAAAGGGACAGUGAAUAGUCUGUUUGCAAAGAAGGAUGAUGGCAGUUUUGAUGAGCGGGGAGUCAUAUGUGCAGAAGCUAAUGCAAUCAUUUUGAGAACUGAGGAAGAUUUGAAUGGCGCUGUAUUAAUCACCACAGUGGAGCCCUGCAGUGACUGCAUGAAACUGAUUGAACAAAUGAAGAUACAGAAAGUCAUUUGGCCUGAUCGAGUGAGAAAUGACCAAGCAAAAGAAGCAACUGAAGAUCCAGCAAAUAGUGGAGUACCACAGCUCAUGAAACCUAGAGGAGUCGUAGAUCUGACCAAGUGGUUUGAAAUGGAUGAAGAGCGAAAUAAAAUAAAGGACACUGAAGAAACUUCAGUCUUAGGAGAGGAAGGAGAGAAGAAGGCUAUAGUAGCAGAGGAAGAAUUAUCAUCUGGGAAAGCCACUGUAACUUCCUCAGAAGCAUCUGCCUUGCAAGGAGAUGAUUCUGAUGUAACAAAAGAUGUCAGUGAAGAAACAAAGCCUCUAGUUUCUUAGAUUGAAUCAUUGAAGUUUGCAUCCCAUAAUGGAGAAGAACCAUGUGUGAAAGCAGUAGAAGAUGAAGGAAUAAACAUCUGGAAUAAUCAAAAUCCUCAUUCUCACUCAAAUAUUGGGAAAAUGAACUUGAAAUGUCAG
Molecule: messenger RNA, 2958 nt
Organism: Alligator sinensis (Chinese alligator)
Lineage: Eukaryota; Metazoa; Chordata; Crocodylia; Alligatoridae
Product: cytidine and dCMP deaminase domain-containing protein 1-like
Exons: 22
Coding region: 163-2820 (885 amino acids)
Biological process (GO): dUMP biosynthetic process; dTMP biosynthetic process
Cellular component (GO): cytoplasm
Molecular function (GO): dCMP deaminase activity; zinc ion binding
Source: RefSeq, a predicted model, not a curated record